AUGACUUCUCCCGCCCUCGCUUCCUGUUUCCCCUGUCGCCGCAGUAAACGACGCUGUGACAAGAAUCUACCAACAUGCCAGCUAUGCAUUCGCAAAGGCUUGAAAUGCAGCUAUCCCCGCAGACGCGGCCAACGCUCCGCCUCGCCUGCUCGCAGUAUACAGGGAUCUGAUUAUGCCAUUGAUCCUAAUUCACCUUACGGGCGACCUUUUGUAGCAUCCAGCGGUACCGGGUCUCAUCAUCAGUCCGGCCCUGUAUGGCCUUCUUCGUCUCCAUUUGCUGUUACCACCGCCAUUAGUUUUCUCGCGCCCAAUAUCUUUCGCGAGGCUCGGUUAGAAAUCCCUCGCUUGGAUGUAAGCAUUCCGGACGAAGUUGCCUUUCACAUCGGCAAAAAUCAGCAGGUUCGGCAGACGGCUGGCAAGUUUUUCCAGACAGCAUGGCUACCUAUCGUCAGUCGCAAGCGCUAUUUAACCGCUAUUCUCAAUCCAUUAUCCCCAUCCCGACGCCCGACUGCUUUACUAGCUCUUUGCAUGAAGCUAUGCUGCCUGCCAGUACAUGACGAUGAGGGCCCUGGGAGGUCCUCGUUAUACCAAUUAGUCAAGAAAUUCUACUCCGAAGUAGAGAGUAUCCAAGAUUUGUGUGUUGAAAUCUUACAAGCUGCUAUACUUAUUGCGAUCUUCGAGAUCGGUGAUGCGAUCUACCCUGCCGCUUAUUUGACCGUCGGCGCUUGUGCCCGAUAUGGCAUCGCUAUGGGUCUGGGCAAGAUCAACAAGGAUCGUAUGGGCGGACAGCAUAAUCGUAUAGGAUCCUGGAUGGAGAUUGAGGAGAGGCGCAGGGCUUGGUGGGCUAUCUUAACUCUCGAUCGGUCCGUCACUUCAAAUUCAAAUUAUUCUUUAACGGACAUUCCAAAAAACGCAAUUUGA
This is a messenger RNA of Penicillium cosmopolitanum, 921 nucleotides long. Its product is annotated as Zn(II)2Cys6 transcription factor. The transcript has a single exon. Gene Ontology annotation, biological process: regulation of DNA-templated transcription; DNA-templated transcription. The record is from RefSeq and is a predicted model, not a curated record. Bases 1 to 921 code for a protein of 306 amino acids. Gene Ontology annotation, molecular function: DNA-binding transcription factor activity, RNA polymerase II-specific; zinc ion binding; DNA binding. Gene Ontology annotation, cellular component: nucleus. Lineage: Eukaryota; Fungi; Ascomycota; Eurotiomycetes; Eurotiales; Aspergillaceae.